Macrosiphum euphorbiae (potato aphid) is the source of this 1605-nucleotide messenger RNA. The record is from the annotation of a GenBank genome assembly. NCBI's taxonomy places the organism in Eukaryota, Metazoa, Arthropoda, Insecta, Hemiptera, Aphididae.
AUGGAGCCUACAAAGAAAGGUAUUAAAAGAAAAAGCACUAUUUUAUCAUACUACACAAAAACACCUAAAGUACAAACUGAUAAUCUAGGCGAAAAUGACAAAUUAAAUGAAACGGAAGUGGUAGUAUCAUUAGCUGAAUCUGCAUUAACUCCAUUCAAUCACAAUUCACAAUCCAUGUCUGAACAGCACAAUGAAAAUAACAAAUUAAUUGAACCAUCAGCAUCUGCUCUACCAUCUGCUCAUCAAACAGUUAUUACUCCUACACAAAUAGAUAUUGGUUUAUUUAUUGGUCAAUUUGAACAGCCCACGUCUCAGGUUAACUCUUCUCAUCGGUAUAACAUUUUAAAGAACACAUUUAAUCCUGAUACAACAUUUAAGUUUCCUGGUAGUGGUAAAAGGAAUCUUAAAUUUCAAAUUAAUUGGCUUAGUAGAUGGAAAUGGUUGGCUUAUUCAGUAUCUUGCGAUGGUGCUUUUUGUAAAUAUUGUAUGUUGUUUUGUCCAAAAGAAGUCAAUACUCAAAAACUAGGUCAACUUGUCUUCGAAAAAUUUACUCAUGAAUUUUUGUCUGUAUUUGAAAAUAAACAAGAAAGUAUUGCUGUUAAACUUGAUUCUAAAUUAAAACUAGAAAUUGAAAAAAAUAGAAAAAUGAUAAGACCAAUAAUAGAAACAAUCUUACUCUGUGGUAGACAAGGUAUUGCUCUUAGGGGACAUACAGACAGUGGUCCUAUUGAUUUAAGUUCUUUAUUCCUAUCCAAUAAUGAGGGAAACUUCAGAGUUAUAUUAAAAUAUGUUCUUAUGAAUAGCAAAGAUGAAUUAAAAAAUUGUUUUGAAAAUCUUCCAAAAAAUGCAACUUACAUCAGUCCUGAUAUACAAAACGAAAUUAUAAAUGUGAUAAACAGUUUAGUUAUUAAGAAGCUUGUUACUAAAAUAAAUCAGGCAAAAUGCUUUACAAUCUUGGCAGAUGAAACAACGGAUGUAGCUGGGAUAGAACAAUUUUCUAUGUGUGUUAGAGAAACAUCUUCAAAAGCAAACAGUAUACUUUUCUCUUUAAAACAAGGAGAAACUCUACUUUCCAUUCACAUUCUUGCAAAAGUGUUUUCAUUAAGUAUGCCAUUAAGUCGUCAACUUCAAAAAGAAGAUAUAGAUUUGUCCAUAUCAAUGGAACUUGCAGAUAAUGUUAUGAGUGCAGUAUGUUUGUUGCGUACUAAUGCUGCAGAAGAAUUUAAAAUAAUAUACAGUGAUGUUGAAAAAAAAUAUAUUGAAGCUGAUGAAGUAUCUGCAAUUGGCGAGUUUACAAUAUGGCAUCAUCAGGUGAAAAACAAAAACCCUAAAAAUGCUACGGAAGCAUUCAUUAAUUGCAAUGAAGAAAUAUUUCCUACGGUUCAUCAACUUUUAAAAAUAUUGAUUACUUUACCAGUAACCACUGCAAGCAGUGAAAGAUCUUUUUCCUCAUUACGGCGUUUAAAAACAUAUUUGAGGAACACGACUGGUGAAAAUCGGUUGAACGGCUUAGCAGUUAUGAAUAUUCAUCGGGAUUUAGUCGUAACCACUGACGAAAUAAUUGAUACUCUAGCUUUAAAAAAUAGACGCAUUAAAUUAAUUUAA